GUGGGACAGGCAGGAAUAAUUGGCCAAGGCUGGCUGAUUCCAGACUUCCAACCUUUGGAAGGGGCAAGCCACCCUAUCCGGGCUCAAGGAGGCUACAGCAUUUCCAUUUAUAAGAUCUGUCCCAAGAUGAGACGGAGUCCCUGACGUUUUGGGUGAAUCUCCGGAGUACAACUCCUAUUAUAGAAGACCAUGGAUUUGGCAAGAACCCAGGUGUAGGGAUGAGAAGGAAAACUGCAGAAUAUCUAUGGAAACCGGUACCCCAGAACAAGCCUUCUCCAUGUAAUCGGUUCAAACAUGCCUGCAGCGUCUGUAGAGGGUUUGUCUAUCUUUAUGGGGGCCGGUCCAAUAGCACCCUAAGUGACUUCUGGCGGUACAGUAUGGUAAGCAAUGAAUGGGAAAAACUGGAUUGUUCAGAAGGCCCAGAAGAACUGGAAGAACAUUCAAUGGUGGCUUAUCAGGGCACCCUCUAUGUUUUUGGUGGGAUGGUGGAUUCGGCUUUUACGCAGCUGAAGAGCCCUCUCUGGAUGUAUGACAUUGAUUCAGCAAGAUGGACUGAGUGCAGGCACGCAACAGGGAAGAUUGAGAUCAUUGCUCCAGCUAACAGAAAGGGCCAUAGCGCAGUAGUUUACAGUUCCAGCAUGUACAUCUAUGGGGGAUACUUCGACCUCAAAGGGAUUUCACAAGAGUUUUGGGCUUUACGUUUUGAUUUGGGGGAAUGGUCACAGGUACCUCCCCUGUCUUGUGCCACUGGUCCAGGGCCCCGGCAUGGUCACUCAGCUGUGGUUCAUGGCACAGGCAUGUACCUGUUUGGAGGACUGAUGGGGCUGAGUGAACAGAGGGAUCUAUGGAAGUGGGACUUUAUGAGCCGCAAGUGGUCUGCUAUCAGAACAAGCCAGGGACCUCCAAAAGUGGUGGGACACUCUUCUGUGGUCUUUCAAGACUCCAUGCUGACUUUCGGUGGAGGGAUUUCAAGCUCCAGGCCUAACAGCAGCUUGUGGAAGUACCACUUCAGUUCCCAGAGGUGGGAAAAACUGGCUAGUACAACAGAGGUAAAUCUUUCUUCUAAACGGUAUCACUGCAUCCUGGGAGUUGGUGUUGGUUUCCAACAGAUGCCAGGUUUCUCUAGUGCAUCCCCCAGCAUUCACUGGGGUCCAAGGGGGAAAGAGCCUCAAAAGUUGCUGGCUGUCUCCAAGCAAGCAUUCAGCAAUGGCAACGAAAUAGAAAUGAAAACCUUCAGCCAGCCCCUGGAGCUGCCGGGCUGUUGCUCAAUCGAGACCCCUUCAGAGGCAGAACAGAGCAUAUGGUCUAAGAAUGAGCAUCUCUCCCAUCUCAUCUCUUCCAAAGCACAAGGUCUCCCUGAAGAUAUAGCAAACAGGAAAGGAGCUGACGCCCAGCUCGUGCAACCUACAAGCUUGGCAGCUACCAACGGUCCUGAUGUGUUACUCCUGAUUGGGGGCAAGCCAUGGGCCAGCCUCUGUGAAAUUUCACUAUGGCAAAUGGAGCUGAACAGCAUUUAAAUUACCCCACGUGUAAGGAGGGUGAAGACACCAUGCUGCAGGCAGCAUACGUGGCCACGGAGAAGGUAGAAUGUAGCUCUGCAAGUUCGAUCCUAGGACUAACAGCAUGCUAAAAGGCUUGGACGUUUUCUCCCUGGAAAAGGAGAGAACUUUUAAGUGAGCUUUUUGGUUGAACAAAACGGACUGAGAAAUCGUCCAUGUUCAAAACCUGGGGCCACAGUCAAGGGGAAAGGCCACUUUCUAAUUUCUGCUUUAAUCCAUCAGCUGUUAAUUAAAAAAAAAAUUGAUUCCACGUGCCUUAAAAUAGGAAAAUGCGUGCACCUCACACAUUUCCCUUCUACAGCGAACUCAAAGGGAAAACCGGAACAUCUCCUUAGAUCUCAGAAGGGGCUCUCCUCCGAAUGCUGGGUAAAGUCGAAAGGUGCAAGUACUGAAUGUACACAUUCAUACUACUGAAAAAAUGUUUUGCUGGACUGGAGGCUGCCAUCUCAUGGCCUCACUCUGAAGUAUUUGGAGCACCCUUAACUGCCACUGAAGUCCAACGGGACUAGGGAUAUUCAGCAUUUCUCAUGCAGUUCAGGACCUUGCAGACUAUUUUUCUCAAUUUCAUGAUGUUUUUAAUCAGUGGUCAUAAAAAUACAUGGAUGUGUAACUUGUAAAUGAAGGCCAAUUGUAGCAUACAUCAACAAGGUGCAAGUAUAUGGCAAAGGAUUUAGUGUGUUUAAAAAAAAUCUCCCAUCUAGUUUCAUGAAGUGGAUGUGUAAUGUUUUAAAAUACUGUGGCAUAAUAUCUGCCUUUAUUAUAUUGUGCAUUUGUCAGCAUUGCCCAGAGAGCUAUUUGAUAUUUCCAUACAAAUUAACUAUGGAAUAACCUAAUGUUUAAAAUUUUGAUGUCAGUAAUGAAAUGCUAGGAUUAAUGAUACUGGUAGCAGUGUUAUCUUAAGGCUAGGUACUUAUUCAGGCAAGUUGAGUAGCCAUGGAAUCAUUUCAAAUUGCUGUGAAGGUAGCUGGGAUGAAAAUUAAUUCCUACAUAUCUAAAAAGAACAGUUCUAACGACACCAGAGUACAGCAGAGCCUCAGAGUUACCAUCAGUUCGGAAAUGGAGGUUGCUUGUAUCUGGGAACAAAACAUUCUGGCUAUUUCAAAACUUUACAGCUGAACAGCUUAGAACCUUUGUUAUGCAGAAGACAAAUGCUGCCUUCCCUUUAUUUUUUUAGUAGUUGAUCACAGUAUCGUAUUUGGGUUUUUUUGUCUGCUGUUGCCUGAUUAGAUCCUUUUGGUUCCAAAUGAAGCAUAUGGCUGUCUGGUCUGUUGGUAACUGACAUUCUGCUGUACAAAGCCUGCAUUACUUUUCUACACUUUAAUUCAUGCUUUUUUACUACGUGUUUUCUAGUUUCAAUCAUGGUCUGACUUUUACACGUUAUAAACACCAGAACUUACUUCUUCUGACAUGGGCACAGGAACAAUUCCAACCAGCGAUUAGACGGUAGAAGUUCCUGAGGCCUCCAAUUGAUUACCCCCACCAAACAGUCUCAUGUCUUCAGUGGAAAUAUAGGUGCUGUCUUUUGGGUUGGCGUGAAGUGACUGGUCACGGUGCAGGCUCUGCUUGAACCCACGUUUCUGAUCUCAUCAUUGGGCUCAGUGACAUCCAAGCUAAGUGUAGACGGAGUAUAGAAAUCUUGAAUCCGCAGCCCGCUGGCUACCCGAUUGGUCUGUUGUCAGCCAGAGGCAGCACGAACCAUACGGACUUGUCUUCGCUAGGGUUGGUUGGGGGAGGUGGGAAUGUAGCUGCAAAGGGUUGCUGUAGAGCACUCUCCCUUGAUGCCAGCUAAGAUUGUUCAUUUGCUGGCUGACUUGCUUCUACAUCUUUCAAAGCCAAUGUGACUUAGGCCUGGAAGGGGAGGUUUUGAAAUUCAGAGGAAUCAACCUUGCUUGUAACAAUCACUUGCACACAGGAGCUCUCCACUGCUGGGGCAUCUGAGUGUCUUUUUGCCCUGAAUAUUUGUAUUUUUAGCCUGCUGCCAUAGCAAGCUUGAACUCUUUCAGCACUGCAUUCCUAUCACUGGGGCCGCCUUCCUUUAGGACUAACACUUGCUGGGGGAAUGUUUUCCAGGAACUUGAAGAGCAUCACCAGUGCCUCUCGUUAUGUAGAACAUUUUAAUGAAAACAUUUCUUUCUAAAAGGAGGGAGUUAGCCGACGUGAACAAAACACUCCGUAACCCUGUUGCAUCUGCUCACCCUAUCUGAUGAGCUUGGCAAGGAUUCAGAUAUUGUCAUAGUUUAACUCUGGCCCAAGUCAGUAAUUACCAAAAGUCAUCACCAUCUGGUGGCACUGCAGUGGUCUGUGUGAAAUAAUCUGUGGAUUAGCUCCAGUUAGCAGCUAUCACUGCCAUUAGCAUUUUUGUUGGCAAGUCGGGCAGAGAAGGGACUCAUUUCUCCACUGGAGCUGCUCACUUAAGCACAGGGAGCAGGCCAGCAUGGGAGCCGCUUGCAUUGCUGCCAUCUGUCCUGUACCUACUCACUGGCGAAACAAUACUAUUGUCCAAGGCUUCAAACAUUUUGUAAGUAGUACGCUCACUUUAUAGAGUGAAAGGAUAUAACCAAAUGAUGUGUCUUAAUCUGCUCCGGACCUGCAAAUGUACUGUUAUUUUGAAGAGUGUGACUAUUUUAAAGUAGUCUAUUUAUAGAAUUAAGAUACAAAACCAAAUCUGUCCUUAUUGAUUUACAAUGUUUUAUAACCUACAGUAAAUUUAUAUUUAGUCAAAAUAUUCUGAUUCAUUGUUUACCAUUUGCUACUCCUGAACAACAGAAGAAACUGUGUUUAUCAAUUUCGGGGUAGGGAGGGGGAUUAGCAGCGAAACAGACACUUUUUAAAGGCAAAUUUACUUUUUCUAAUUCAAUAAAAGUAUGUUAAGUUGA
Pelodiscus sinensis (Chinese soft-shelled turtle) is the source of this 4435-nucleotide messenger RNA. Lineage: Eukaryota; Metazoa; Chordata; Testudines; Trionychidae. The record is from RefSeq and is a predicted model, not a curated record.